UCUGUGGGACUCGGUAGAAGCAAAUGCGUCUGUAUCCUUUUUGGCCUCUUUCGCGUUCCGUCCAAAGCACAGUCUCCAACUCGAAGUAGCCUCUGGUCAGAAACUUAGACGAUCAACGUAAAUGUUUCUACAAUAAACUACCUUUUUAAUCUCUAGCUCGUCUCCUCAUGGCAGAGCUCUAUUAUGUUGGGGUGGACGUGGGUACUGCCAGCGUGAGGGCUGCACUGGUGACCAGAGAGGGCCUGCUGAAGAGCUCUGCAGAGGAGCCCAUCAGCAUCUGGGAGCCCCAGUCUGACCACUACGUCCAGUCAUCCACUGAGAUCUGGGAGAAAUGUUGCACCGUUGUCAAGAAAGUUACCCACGGUGUGGAGAGGAACUGCGUUCGGGGGGUUGGCUUUGACGCCACCUGCUCUCUGGUGGUUUUGGACCAAAACUUUCAGCCUGUGCCAGUCACUCAGGAUGGUGACACACAAAGGAACGUGGUGAUGUGGAUGGACCAUCGAGCUGCAGAGCAGGCUGCUCGUAUAACAAACACAGGCCACAGGGUCCUGAGCAGGGUGGGAGGGGUCAUGUCACCAGAGAUGCAACCUCCUAAGUUGCUCUGGCUCAAAGAGAAUCUAAAAGAAAGCUGUUGGAACAAAGCCACUCACUUUUUCGAUCUACCAGACUUCUUGUCUUGGAAGGCAACUGGCUCUUUUACAAGGUCUUUAUGUACUCUUGUUUGUAAAUGGACAUACUGCCCCCCAGAAGGAUGGGACGCCAGCUUUUGGACAAGUAUUGGACUGGAGGACCUCCUGGAAAAUAACUUUUCCAAAAUAGGCAGCGAGACGUGUCCUCCAGGAAGUCCUUUGGGAGAUGGUCUCACCCGAGAGGCUGCGGCAGAUUUGGGUUUGGACCCAGGAACUGCAGUUGGUUCUUCUCUCAUCGAUGCUCAUGCUGGAGGCCUAGGUGUUAUAGGUGCUGAUGUGAGAGGGUUUCACUUGCCUUGUGAGGACCAGCCGAUCACCGCACGUAUGGCGAUGAUAUGUGGGACGUCGACUUGCCACAUGGCGAUCAGUGAGCAGCCUCUGUUUGUGCCAGGAGUGUGGGGACCCUGCCUGUCCGCCAUGGUGCCUGGCAUGUGGCUCAACGAGGGAGGACAGAGCGCCACGGGAAGGCUGAUUGACCAUGUGGUGAAGGGCCACGCUGCGUACACCCAGCUCCAGGAAGAGGCACGGCCGAGCAGCAACGUCUACAGCUUCCUGAACAGCCGCUUGAGUUUGAUGGCUAACUCCGGUUCUGCCCUCGACCUGCUGGGAUCCAGUCUUCACGUGUGGCCAGACUUCCACGGGAACAGGUCGCCCCUGGCUGACCCCACUUUGAAGGGCAUGGUGAUUGGACUGUCUCUCUCCCAGACCUUGGAUGAUUUGGCCCUGCUCUAUCUGGCCACCAUUCAAGCCCUCGCUCUUGGUACACGUCAUAUUUUGGAGGCUAUGAAAGAAGCAGGACAUGACAUCAGAACCCUCUUCCUGUGCGGGGGGUUGAGCAAAAAUGACCUGUUUGUUCAGAUUCAAGCCAAUGCUACAGGGUUGCCUGUAGUGCUGCCAAAUCAGACGGAGGCUGUGUUAGUGGGAGCAGCAGUCCUUGGGGCGUGUGCGUCACGUGAUUACAGCACUAUACAGGAGGCGAUGGAGAAAAUGGCUAAAGUGGGGAAAGUUGUUCAGCCUGAUUAUGAACUCCAAAGCUUCUAUGAGAGAAAGUACGAGGUGUUCCGGCGACUGUUUUCCCACCAGAGGGAGUACCAGGCCCUCAUGAACCAGAGAUGACUGUGCUGGUGGGAGGAGGCUGAGCUGGAAGUGACUCUCGGUGAUGUAACUGUGAUGACAAGUCUGCACGCUGGAAAGUAGAGCAGAUGUCUUAACGUUGCCGUUUUUCUUAAGCGUAAAGAUACAUUUUUUUUUUUCUCUCAGUAACCCAAAGGGAAGCGGUUAUGAGUCUGGUUCUGAGAACCGUGUAUUAAUGAUAGCAUCAGAUAGCUAAACUCUGCCAGCACACGACUGGAGAUAAGACCUCUGUGCAGACAACUGGCACACCGUCGGCCUUUCACAGUCAUGGUUUUAGCCUCCCAGUGAGAGCUGUUUCACGGUUUGACUGCAAAGAGACCACUCGGCUCAGUCGCCCAUCGCUGUUAUUUUCAAAUGCAUUCCUAAUAAAUAUUUUAAAAGGUGAA
Messenger RNA from Mugil cephalus (flathead mullet), 2209 nucleotides. It is a transcript of the gene fggy, whose product is annotated as FGGY carbohydrate kinase domain containing. NCBI's taxonomy places the organism in Eukaryota, Metazoa, Chordata, Actinopteri, Mugiliformes, Mugilidae. Gene Ontology annotation, molecular function: phosphotransferase activity, alcohol group as acceptor; kinase activity. The transcript is spliced from 16 exons. The record is from RefSeq and is a predicted model, not a curated record. Bases 168 to 1805 code for a protein of 545 amino acids. Gene Ontology annotation, biological process: carbohydrate metabolic process.